Molecule: messenger RNA, 2596 nt
Organism: Lepisosteus oculatus (spotted gar)
Lineage: Eukaryota; Metazoa; Chordata; Actinopteri; Semionotiformes; Lepisosteidae
Gene: aldh1a3
Product: aldehyde dehydrogenase 1 family, member A3
Molecular function (GO): aldehyde dehydrogenase (NAD+) activity
Source: RefSeq, a predicted model, not a curated record
AUUUCCUGGAAUUAGGCAAGAUUAGUCUGCAAAUCAUUCAUAGCUUCAUUACAUUUAUAAUGGAUUGUUUAUACUCUUUCGAAGUAGGUCUAUAAAAGGUGGCAAGAAUGAACUUAUACAGCACAUUUUCCGUCUUGGUUUAUUUGUUUUGUUUGUUGUGUUUUAACCCUUAAAGUGUUAAAAGCAUAACUUACCAGUCACGGCUCUACAAAUACCUUUUUAAAAAACGUCAGACUUCGGAGUCUUAAAUAUUAUAUCCAAGAUGUAUGAAUGAACAACACUCUGAAGGUUAUGCUAUAGGGGCGGAGUUUUCAUGUUCUCAGCAGUUUUCCACUAAGAUGGGAGGAUCUAAGGUUUCUUAUAAAGCUCGCUGGUUGUAUUACAAACAUCCAGACAACAGCGCGGUGACCCGGAGCAAGCAGAUUCAUUGCCAUCCAGCAACCUUUCAGUCAUGGCAGCGAACGGGACAGUAGAGAAUGGACAACCAGAGAGAAAAAAUCCUUCACUUCCCCAUCCUAUUAAAAAUCUAGAAGUGAGAUACUCUAAGAUUUUCAUCAAUAACGAAUGGCAUACGUCUGUGAGUGGGAAGAAGUUUGCGACGUACAAUCCAGCAACAGGAGCAAAAAUAUGCGACAUCGAAGAAGCCGAUCAGGCGGACGUUGAUAAAGCAGUGGAUGCAGCAAGAGCAGCAUGGCAGAGGGGCUCUCCAUGGAGAAAGAUGGAUGUCUCAAGUCGAGGGUGUCUUUUAAACAAACUGGCAGAUCUCAUUGAAAGGGAACGAAUGGUGUUUGCUACCUUGGAGACAAUGGACACUGGAAAACCCUUCCUGCAAUCGUUCUUCAUUGACCUUGAUGGCUGCAUUAAAACUCUGAGAUAUUAUGCUGGCUGGGCUGAUAAGAUACACGGCAAGACAAUGGCAGUGGAUGACAACUUUGUGUGCUUCACUAAACAUGAACCCAUAGGUGUGUGUGGUGCAAUCAUACCAUGGAAUUUCCCUUUAUUAAUGUUCAUCUGGAAGAUUGCACCAGCUCUUUGCUGCGGGAACACUGUGGUCAUCAAGCCUGCAGAGCAAACUCCGCUCACAGCUCUCCACAUGGGUGCAUUGGUGAAAGAAGCUGGUUUCCCCCCUGGAGUCGUGAAUAUAUUACCAGGAUUUGGGCCAACAGCUGGUGCAGCCAUAUCUAACCAUAUGGAUAUCGACAAAGUGGCAUUCACUGGAUCUACAGAAGUUGGAAAACUAAUCAAAGGAGCAGCUGCUAGAAGUAAUUUAAAAAGAGUGACCCUGGAAUUAGGAGGGAAAAAUCCAUGCAUUGUCUACGCUGAUGCUGAUUUGCAGUUGGCUGUGCAGGAGUCCCAACAGGGUGCAUUCUUUAACCAGGGCCAAUGUUGCACUGCUGCAUCACGAGUCUUUGUUGAAGAGAAGAUCUACGAAGAGUUCAUCCGUUGUAGCGUAGACAAUGCCAAGAAACUUGUUGUUGGGGACCCAUUUGAUCCUAGAACGUCACAUGGACCACAGAUUGACCAGAAACAGUUUGAUAAAAUUAUGGAGCUGAUAGAGAGUGGGAAGCGAGAAGGUGCUAAGUUGGAGUAUGGAGGCUAUGCCAUUGGAGACAGAGGCCUUUACAUUCAGCCUACAAUAUUUUCAGGAGUUAAAGACCACAUGCGCAUUGCCAAAGAGGAGAUCUUUGGGCCAGUACAAUGCAUAUUUGAAUUUAAAAGCCAAGAGGAAGUCAUUGAAAGAGCCAACAGCACUGAGUAUGGUUUGGCUGCUGCUGUAUUCACUAGAAGUAUGGAUAAAGCACUGACUCUGUCUUCAACACUGCAGUCAGGUACCAUUUGGGUGAACUGUUAUAAUGCUCUUCAUGCUCAAGCUCCAUUUGGUGGCUAUAAAAUGUCAGGAAAUGGCCGGGAACUUGGUGAAUAUGCCCUCGCAGAAUACUCAGAGGUCAAAGCAGUCACCAUCAAACUGACAGAAAAGCUCUCCUAAAAGAAGAAUGGCUAGAAUGAUGGGAGAAAAAACUACUGAUGUUCCAAUCUGCUUUGGAAUAUGGACACAUGGAAUACCAAUCUGACUGACACAAUAGCAGUAUGUUAAGAAAAUACAUUUCCACGUUUUGGAAAUCAUGAAGGUUGUAUGAUAACAGGUUAUCUAUUACCAGAGCAGUGUUCUUGAUUUCAAACACAUAGGCUCAUGAGACUCUUUAUUUUUGUAUAUAAAAUGUAUAUACCCUGGAAGGGUGACCUGAACUGAGAUAUAAUUUUAACAUUAACUUGGUUAUUUUGAGGAAUGUCAGGGCUGACUUUUAAAGUAAUUGUUCUUUAUCUUUAUAUAAGACAAAGGAGCAUAAAGUAACUGUGAUUACUACUGUUAUCAAAAGCACCAUGUGCCGCCUUCACGGGGAUUCUUUUCUUUAAUCUAGGUAUUCCAGUGUAAAUGCUAUGGAACUGUUUUUUUCGUUAUAUAAAUUCUUAUUUUGUACAGAAUGUAUUUUAAUUUAUCUCAAUUUACUGUAACCAAUCAGUACCCUCUUUAAAAAUAUUGACAAGAAUCAAGAAGUAAAAAUGCCUGAAAACUCGCAUUAUAAGACUGGUCCAU